Messenger RNA from Papilio machaon (common yellow swallowtail), 1194 nucleotides. RefSeq lists its product as uncharacterized. NCBI's taxonomy places the organism in Eukaryota, Metazoa, Arthropoda, Insecta, Lepidoptera, Papilionidae. Bases 1 to 1194 code for a protein of 397 amino acids. The transcript has 3 exons. The record is from RefSeq and is a predicted model, not a curated record.
AUGGUUUAUCCAAUUAACUUUUCUGCUCUGGAUAAGAGCGAACUUGAAUAUGAGGUGGCUAUAAGAAACGAAAUACCCGCCAACACGGUCGCGGAUUUACGGAAGCAGAUUAGACUCUUAGACUCGGGAUCAGUAAUUACUGUUAUAGGGAAUCACGCUCACAAGGUUUUGCUUCAACAUGGCCUUAAAAUUUUAACUGACGAGCCGUUGUUGGUUACUGCGGCAGGCGGACAAACGUUGAAUAGUAUAGGCUAUAUUAAUUUGCCCGUAACAUUCGAGAACUUGCCUUGCGAAGCCUUUGAUCGGGUGUGGCACAAAGCACUUCUCGCGAAGUUGCCUUCCUACGGGCUGCCCGAGAAACUAUGCGCCUGGAUUUCUAGCUUCUUGGAGGGUCGGAGCAUCAAGGUCGUUGUUGACGGUGCGUGCUCUGACCCGAAACCAAUCAACGCUGGUGUCCCACAGGGCUGUACACAAGUGUGCGCCAUUACCGCUAAAAAACAACCCUUUGUCGUAGAUCUUCGUUUUGAGGGCACUCCCCUGGUUGCCUCAGCCAGUAUCGGUAUUCUCGGCGUUGACAUAUCGAGUGACGUUCAGUUUCGCGGUCACUUGGAAGACAAGGCCAAACUGGCCUCCAAAAAGCUGGGUGUGCUCAGUAGGGCGAAGCAGUAUUUCCAGCCGAGCCACCGCCUACAACUGUACAAGGCGCAAGUUCGGCCCCACAUGGAAUACUGCUCGCACCUCUGGGCGGGAGCACCCCAAUACCAGCUUCUUCCAUUUGACCGCAUACAACGGAGAGCGACUCGAAUCGUCAACGACCGAGCUCUUACCGAUCGGCUUGAUACCCUGGCCUUGCGGAGGGACGUCAGUUCCCUCUGCAUCUUUUAUCGUUUGUACCACGGGGAGUGUUCCGAAGAACUGUUUGGAACGAUUCCUGCCGCCGAGUUUCGUCAUCGGACGACCCGACAGACCGCCAGGUACCAUCCAUACCAUCUGGAUGGCUGGCAUUCCACAACAGUGCGGUUCUCGCGAAAUUUCUUGCCGCGCACGGCCGCGUUGUGGAAUGGUCUGUCCUCGGCGGUAUUUCCAAACCACUACGACUUAGGGUCCUUCAAGAAGCGAGCGUAUCACCAUCUCAAAGGCCGGCAACGCAUAUGCGAUUCCUCUGGUAUUGCAGAUGUCCAUGGGCGUCGAUGA